AUGCCAGCACGUUCCACGUACAGAGCUCCCGUAGCCCAGUACCCACCCUAUGUGGCCUCCGGAGACAAUCGUGUGGUGGAUUCAGUCAGAAGUGCAAAAGUCAGCCCGGGCGUGCAAUCACGGCUUCCUGCUAUUGAGACAGCAAACGAUGCUCACUCAAGGGCACAAAAGACAAACGACAGUUCAAUUGCUCCUUCAUUCCAGAUUCCCAAAUCUGUGAACGACAGUGGUGGAAGCCUAUCCGAGCUUGCUGCAGAGGAAACUGUGCAAGGACGCAACUCCAACGACCGGCUUCCGCAAAUGGGUCACUACCAUUCUGUCAACAACGCUCGUCGCCCAGAAUGUGGUUCUCCUGGCUCUGCUAUUUGUUUAUCGUUUGAAGAAGCUCAACCCGGCGGUCAAAGGAAAGCCUGGGAGCGAAUACAGGUUGUUGACAGUCGCUCUGAUGUUGGGCAACAAAUUCCUGGACGACAACACAUAUACGAACAAAACUUGGGCCGAAGUCUCUGGAAUCAACGUUGCGGAGGUCCACAUCAUGGAGGUGGAAUUCCUCAGCAACAUGAAGUACAACCUCUUCACCGACUGCAGAGCCGACCUGCGCCGAUUCUCCCACCAGCAUCAUCAUUGCAAUUGCCAAUGGCGUUGCCCUCGCCUCCGGCUUCGAACCAGGCAUCACCACCUUAUGCGGCAGAAUUGGCACAACCCGGCUUCGCAUACAAUGCUCCGA
Molecule: messenger RNA, 727 nt
Organism: Scutellospora calospora
Lineage: Eukaryota; Fungi; Glomeromycota; Glomeromycetes; Diversisporales; Gigasporaceae
Source: the annotation of a GenBank genome assembly